GGACUUGGGGUUAUUUAUUUGAGACGCGCCUGGACGGCGGAGGUUGGAGGCGGCGGCGGCGGUGGCUGCCGCAGACGGUGGUUAAAAAAAGGAGGAGGAGGCGGCGGCGGCGAGGGAUGGGAGCAGCCAGGCUCCCGGGCGCAGGCCGGAGCUGCCCAGCUUUCCCGUGGCUGUGGGGGUGCUGAGGAGGAAGGGGAGCAUCCCGGGGGGCCCGCAGCCGGCUCCAGACGCGCGGGCUGGGCUUUUUGUUCGGCUGCGCUCAGCGCCUGGCAGCCGGAGCGAACAACUCCAGUUCCUGCAACAACCCACCUUCCUGCAGCCCGGCGAGACUUAGGCUGCUGCGUCCGUCCUAUUGUUCAGACACUUGCCGGGGGCUCCCGAGCGGCGGUCCCUGCCAUCGUCGCCGCCUUCCCUCUCCCUCCACCUUCCUCCCGGGAGCAGGAGGCGCCGAAAGCAGCCGAGAGAGGGUCUGGGGCUGGCAGCAAAGACCGGCUCCCAGACCGCGUCCGCAGAGUCAGGUGCAGCGUCCGGAGCCCAGCAGCAUCUCAACGUCGGUGGGUGGACUCUCCCGGUGGCCGUGGGAGACCGGAUCCAACGCCUGAGAAAACUUCCUGCACUUUGAGGAGGAGGAUCCAUACUUGUAGGGGGCUGCUUAGGGGAGGUGGAGAGGCUGCGCUUGCCGGGAGCUCCCUGUUGUUUCUCCCACCUCUGCCAUCAGGUGUCUGCUGCUGAGCUGCCGCGUAUCCGGGAGACCAGAGGGGCUGACACUCACGCGUACACCCGACUGCCAUUCGGCGGUCGCCUGGGGUUUGCCAGGGAUAGCAGAUCCCAUCCUCCCGCCAUCCACCUAGUCAUUGACCAGGACGCCCUAGCAGCACUGCCAUCGCAGACACCUCUACCUGGCCUUUGCUUUUCUCCUCCUUCCGGCCUGCCUGCCUGCGAGUCCUGCCCGUGCCAAUUCCCACUGGUCCUCAACUUGGCCUCCUUGAUUUCCUCUGCAGGGGUGCAGACUAGUGGAUAUUCCUGCAGGGCUGCAGCGCUCCGACUGCCCUUUUGUCUUUCCGUGUGACCUCAGGGGCAGGCCUUGGUGCAGCGCGUCGCCAAGGACGCCAGGCGGGAGGCGGGAUUGCUGAGACAUCCUUCAUUGGAGCGCGUGUGUGUGCAAGCCAUCCCUGGCUGUCGGGAGAUUGAGAAGACCGGUCCGAGCUGCUGCUGAGUGACAGGAGAGGAGAGGCACUGUGCGCAGAGCCCUCCGCCCCGCAGCGCCUCCCGGCGCCCCCAGGACUGUCUGAACACCCGGUGCGCCCCCACGCGCCAUGCCCAGUAUCUCCGCGCGCUCUGCUCAGGACCCACGGGGCUCUUGCGCCUUCUAGCUUCAGGGAGCCCACUUUGAUCCGGGCCACCCUUCCUGUUGAGCUCCCCUCUUCUGUCUUGCACUUCCCCACUGGAAUCCGAUCUGCGAGACAGUACGCGGGAUCUGAAGUCCUACCUUGUCCACAGGCAACCAGCCCCUGCAUCUUCGAGAUCACUAGGAGUCCAGGCUUUUCUUUUUUUAAACCGUCAAGUUGAUUCUUGCGAGACACAAGACGCGCUAUCUCCGCUUGGCUGUUCUCAGAGACUCCUCACAGACCUGGCUCGGCCUAUUGAUCUUCAGGACCUAAACUUGCCCGCGGAUCUGUGAGGCUAGAAAAGCAAGGCGUGGAGAGGCAGGGGAAGGCUAGCCGUGUGCUUCUGCCAACUCUACUGCCUUCUAUUACUGUUUUAGUUUAUUUCUGUACACACUUCCCGGGUACUCUGGGCGGCUAGACCCGAGCCAGGCACUGGGCCUCGGACACUGCCGGGGUUCGCUGGGAACAGAGAAGCCCCCCAAAGCGAAGAGCCUGAAGAAGAUGAGUGGCGUUGGCUGGCAAACACUGUCCCUGUCGCUGGGGUUAGUGUUAGCCAUCCUGAACAAGGUGGCCCCGCAGGCGUGCCCGGCACAGUGCUCCUGCUCAGGCAGCACGGUAGACUGUCAUGGGCUGGCACUGCGCAGCGUGCCCAGGAAUAUCCCCCGGAACACCGAGAGACUGGAUUUGAAUGGAAAUAACAUCACAAGGAUUACGAAGUCAGAUUUUGCUGGUCUCAGACACCUAAGAGUUCUUCAGCUCAUGGAGAACAAGAUUAGCACCAUUGAGAGGGGGGCCUUCCAGGACCUUAAAGAGCUGGAGAGACUGCGUUUAAACAGAAAUCACCUUCAGCUGUUUCCUGAGCUGCUGUUUCUCGGGACUGCGAAGCUCUACAGGCUUGAUCUCAGUGAAAAUCAAAUUCAAGCCAUUCCAAGGAAGGCUUUUCGUGGGGCAGUUGACAUUAAAAACUUGCAACUGGAUUACAAUCAGAUCAGCUGCAUUGAGGAUGGGGCAUUUAGAGCUCUGCGGGACCUGGAGGUGCUCACUCUCAACAAUAACAACAUUACUAGACUUUCUGUGGCAAGUUUCAACCAUAUGCCUAAACUUAGGACGUUUCGACUGCAUUCGAACAACCUGUACUGCGACUGCCACCUGGCCUGGCUCUCAGACUGGCUUCGCCAAAGGCCUCGUGUGGGCCUGUACACUCAGUGUAUGGGCCCUUCCCACCUGAGGGGUCAUAAUGUAGCAGAAGUUCAAAAACGAGAAUUUGUCUGCAGUGAUGAGGAAGAAGGUCACCAGUCAUUUAUGGCUCCCUCCUGCAGCGUGCUACACUGCCCAGCUGCUUGUACCUGCAGCAACAAUAUCGUAGACUGCCGGGGGAAGGGUCUCACUGAGAUCCCCACAAAUCUGCCAGAGACCAUCACGGAAAUACGUUUGGAACAGAACUCAAUCAGGGUCAUCCCUCCUGGAGCUUUCUCACCAUACAAAAAGCUUAGAAGAAUAGACCUGAGCAAUAAUCAGAUCUCUGAGCUUGCACCAGAUGCUUUCCAAGGCCUGCGCUCUCUGAAUUCACUUGUCCUCUAUGGAAAUAAAAUCACAGAACUACCAAAAAGUUUAUUUGAAGGACUAUUUUCCCUACAGCUACUAUUAUUGAAUGCCAACAAGAUAAACUGCCUUCGGGUAGAUGCUUUUCAGGAUCUUCACAACUUGAACCUUCUCUCCUUGUAUGACAACAAGCUUCAGACAAUUGCCAAGGGCACCUUCUCUGCUCUCAGAGCCAUCCAAACUAUGCAUUUGGCCCAGAACCCAUUUAUUUGUGACUGCCAUCUCAAGUGGCUGGCGGAUUAUCUCCAUACCAACCCAAUUGAGACCAGUGGUGCCCGCUGCACCAGCCCCCGCCGCCUGGCUAACAAAAGAAUCGGACAGAUCAAAAGCAAGAAAUUCCGUUGUUCAGGUACAGAAGAUUAUCGAUCAAAAUUAAGUGGAGACUGCUUUGCAGACUUGGCUUGUCCUGAAAAGUGCCGCUGUGAAGGGACCACAGUAGACUGCUCCAAUCAAAAACUCAACGAAAUCCCAGACCACAUUCCCCAGUACACUGCAGAACUCCGUCUCAAUAAUAAUGAAUUCACAGUGUUGGAAGCCACAGGAAUCUUUAAGAAACUUCCCCAGUUACGUAAAAUCAACUUUAGCAACAAUAAAAUCACAGAUAUUGAGGAGGGAGCCUUUGAAGGAGCAUCUGGGGUAAAUGAAAUACUUCUCACGAGUAACCGCUUGGAAAAUGUCCGGCAUAAGAUGUUCAAAGGAUUAGAAAGCCUCAAAACCUUGAUGUUGAGAAGUAAUCGAAUAAGCUGUGUAGGGAAUGAUAGUUUCAUAGGACUCAGCUCUGUACGUCUGCUGUCUUUAUAUGACAACCAGAUUACUACAAUUGCACCUGGGGCGUUUGAUACUCUACACUCCUUAUCUACUCUAAACCUCUUGGCCAAUCCUUUCAACUGUAACUGCCACCUGGCUUGGUUGGGAGAGUGGCUGAGGAAGAAAAGGAUUGUAACAGGAAAUCCUCGAUGCCAAAAGCCCUACUUCCUCAAGGAAAUCCCAAUCCAGGAUGUAGCCAUUCAGGACUUCACCUGUGAUGAUGGAAAUGACGACAGCAGUUGCUCUCCCCUUGCUCGGUGUCCUUCGGAAUGUACUUGCUUGGAUAUGGUAGUCCGAUGUAGCAACAAGGGUCUGAAGGUCUUGCCCAAAGGCAUUCCGAGAGAUGUCACAGAAUUGUAUCUGGAUGGAAACCAGUUUACACUGGUCCCCAAGGAACUCUCUAACUACAAACAUUUGACACUUAUAGACUUAAGUAACAACAGAAUAAGCACCCUUUCCAAUCAAAGCUUCAGCAACAUGACCCAGCUUCUUACUUUGAUUCUCAGUUACAACCGCCUGAGAUGUAUUCCUGCUCGAACCUUUGAUGGAUUAAAGUCUCUUCGAUUACUAUCUCUACAUGGAAAUGACAUUUCUGUUGUGCCUGAAGGUGCUUUCAGUGAUCUUUCUGCCUUAUCACACUUAGCAAUUGGAGCCAACCCUCUUUACUGUGAUUGUAACAUGCAGUGGUUAUCCGACUGGGUGAAGUCGGAGUAUAAGGAACCUGGAAUUGCUCGCUGUGCUGGUCCUGGAGAAAUGGCAGAUAAAUUGUUACUCACAACUCCCUCCAAAAAAUUUGCAUGUCAAGGUCCUGUGGAUGUCACCAUUCUUGCCAAAUGUAAUCCCUGUUUAUCAAAUCCAUGUAAAAAUGAUGGCACCUGUAAUAACGACCCAGUUGAUUUUUAUCGGUGCACCUGUCCAUAUGGUUUCAAGGGACAGGACUGUGAUGUCCCCAUCCAUGCAUGCAUCAGUAACCCAUGUAAACAUGGAGGAACUUGCCACUUAAAAGAAGGAGAAAGAGAUGGAUUCUGGUGUAUUUGUGCUGACGGAUUUGAAGGAGAAAACUGUGAAGUCAAUAUUGAUGAUUGUGAAGAUAAUGACUGUGAAAAUAAUUCAACAUGUGUUGAUGGAAUUAACAACUACACAUGCCUUUGCCCACCUGAGUACACAGGCGAGCUGUGCGAGGAGAAGCUAGACUUCUGUGCCCAGGAUUUGAACCCCUGCCAACACGAUUCCAAGUGCAUCCUGACGCCAAAGGGAUACAAGUGUGACUGCACACCAGGAUAUGUUGGUGAGCAUUGUGACAUUGACUUUGAUGACUGCCAAGAUAACAAGUGUAAAAAUGGCGCUCACUGCACUGAUGCGGUGAGCGGUUACACAUGCAUCUGUCCUGAAGGCCACAGUGGCUUGUUCUGUGAGUUUUCUCCACCCAUGGUCCUCCCUCGUACCAGCCCCUGUGAUAACUUUGAUUGCCAGAAUGGAGCUCAGUGCAUCAUCAGGAUAAGUGAACCAAUAUGCCAGUGUUUGCCUGGCUACCAAGGAGAGAAGUGUGAAAAACUGGUCAGUGUGAAUUUUGUGAACAAAGAAUCCUAUCUUCAGAUCCCUUCAGCCAAGGUUCGGCCUCAGACAAACAUCACACUUCAGGUUGCCACAGAUGAAGACAGCGGCAUCCUCCUGUAUAAGGGUGACCAAGACCACAUUGCUGUGGAACUCUAUCGAGGGCGAGUUCGAGCCAGCUAUGACACCGGCUCUCACCCGGCUUCUGCCAUUUACAGCGUGGAGACAAUCAAUGAUGGAAACUUCCACAUUGUGGAACUGCUGGCCCUGGAUCAGAGUCUCUCCCUCUCUGUGGAUGGGGGAAGCCCUAAAAUCAUCACCAAUUUGUCGAAACAGUCCACCCUGAAUUUCGACUCCCCACUCUAUGUAGGAGGCAUGCCUGGGAAAAAUAACGUGGCUUCUCUGCGCCAGUCCCCUGGGCAGAACGGCACCAGCUUUCAUGGCUGCAUCCGGAACCUUUACAUCAACAGUGAGCUUCAGGACUUCCGGAAGGUGCCCAUGCAAACUGGCAUUCUUCCUGGCUGUGAGCCAUGCCAUAAGAAAGUGUGUGCUCAUGGCACGUGCCAGCCCAGCAGUCAAUCAGGCUUCACCUGUGAGUGUGAGGAAGGAUGGAUGGGGCCCCUCUGUGACCAGAGGACCAACGAUCCCUGUCUAGGAAACAAAUGUGUCCAUGGCACCUGCUUGCCCAUCAACGCAUUCUCCUACAGUUGUAAGUGCCUUGAGGGCCAUGGGGGUGUUCUCUGUGAUGAAGAAGAGGAUCUGUUUAACCCCUGCCAGAUGAUCAAGUGCAAACAUGGGAAGUGCAGACUCUCAGGACUCGGGCAGCCCUACUGUGAGUGCAGCAGUGGAUACACCGGGGAUAGCUGUGAUCGAGAAAUUUCCUGUCGAGGGGAACGGAUACGAGAUUAUUACCAAAAGCAGCAGGGUUAUGCUGCCUGUCAAACAACAAAGAAAGUGUCCCGCUUGGAAUGUAAAGGCGGGUGUGCUGGUGGGCAGUGCUGUGGACCUCUGAGGAGCAAGAGGAGGAAAUAUUCUUUUGAAUGCACAGAUGGAUCCUCAUUUGUGGACGAGGUUGAGAAGGUGCUGAAGUGUGGCUGCACCAGGUGCGCAUCCUAAAUGCGUCUCCAGCAGCUUCUGUCUUUGGCAAAGGUUGUACACUUCUUGACCGUGUUGGACUAAUUCAUGCUUCAUAGUGGAAAUAUUUGAAAUAUAUUGUAAAAUACAGAACAGACUUAUUUUUAUUAUGAGAAUAAAGACUUGUCUGCAUUUGGAAAAAUAAUAAUAAAAGACGUGCUUGACCUAAGGCUUCCCUGACACUGGAAAAGUGUGAAGAAAGUUAUGCAUGGAGGCAUUAAAAUGAUGGGAACCAUUGCCAUAUGGAUCCAUCUCUGGAACAUGCUAAGACAGCAGAAGCACAUACACAAGAGACUGACACGCAACUGCACACUAAUGUGAGAUUGCACAGAGCAUAAAACCUGUGACCCCCUUCAUAUCAAUGCAGUUCACAAUGACACAUCAAGCACAUGUGUGUGAGUGGGCUGUGAGGCAGGGGGAUGGGACUCCAGAACCUACAGACAGAGCAAAGGGAUGAGAAAUAUUUUGUGCAAGACAGAAAGUAUCCUGAUGUCUGGGUUCCAUUCACAAGAGGAAAUGGGUGUGGAGUGCUGUGAUACAAUUACUUCCUUUUUAAACAAUAGCAUGUUGGCAAGGCGGCACACAAGGGUGUUGAUCUACCAUUUUCCAGUAUUAAUUUUUUGUAAUAUAAAUGAUAAAGGAGAUGACAAAGAACCAAUAGAUUAUUGAUAAAUAAAUUAGUAAUAAUAUGAAUUUUUGUUUCUAUGAGUUCUAAAUAGCCCUAUACAGUAUUCAGUUUCAAUGAGGACUAUUUAUUGUAUCAAAGUACAUUGUACUUAACAUUUUAGAUCAUCCUUUUGCUGUUUCUCAAUGCUUUAAUAUAUAUUAAUUUAUAAUCAUCCUGAUAUUUUUGUACAUUUUCAAACUUAAAAAAAAAAUCAGGAUUUUUUUUUUUGCAAUAGUACUAACAUAGGAUGUCAUUUUGUUAUCCUGGGAUAAACGUGUAUUGUUCUGUUGGUUGACCUUGACAGCUGACCACUUUUAUGGCCUUGUUCAGGACACUUGCAGAGGGCUGGCAAAAUCUAAGAGUUGAAACACCCAAGUGUACCCAUCUGCACCAGGUCUUCACAGGGGAAAACAUGUUCCGUAGCAGUCAAAAGUAGGCGGGAAGACUUUUUACAAAUCAAUGUUUCCCUGACAUGUUUUGCUCUUUUAUUGGGGAGGGUGGGAGAAGAAAGACUGUUAUGUCAAAACCUGUAAUUCUUCUCCAGACAAUAAAAAUCCUUUAUUACCGUACUGUUCCCAUGAUAACAUGUUUGCUGCUGAAUUCAGUGUAGAGGUGAUAAUGAUUUAUAGUAGACUGUGCUCUUCUCUUAUCAAAAUCCCAGGGUGCCCUGUGAAGAUGCAGAUGUUUCUUCAGAAAAAAAUACCACUUUUUUAACAAAGAAUAUUAGAUGUACAUGUAUAAUUCAAUGUGCAUUGUCUUUCUCCAGACUAAUAUCAGUUACACUACUGAUGUUUGUAAAUUAAACAAAUGUCUACUUCAUUAA
Messenger RNA from Nannospalax galili (Upper Galilee mountains blind mole rat), 7975 nucleotides. It is a transcript of the gene Slit2, whose product is annotated as slit guidance ligand 2. Gene Ontology annotation, molecular function: heparin binding; Roundabout binding; calcium ion binding. The coding region runs from base 1890 to 6467 and encodes 1525 amino acids. Lineage: Eukaryota; Metazoa; Chordata; Mammalia; Rodentia; Spalacidae. The record is from RefSeq and is a predicted model, not a curated record. The transcript has 37 exons. Gene Ontology annotation, biological process: negative chemotaxis; retinal ganglion cell axon guidance; negative regulation of cell growth.